Molecule: messenger RNA, 3526 nt
Organism: Sinocyclocheilus anshuiensis
Lineage: Eukaryota; Metazoa; Chordata; Actinopteri; Cypriniformes; Cyprinidae
Product: A disintegrin and metalloproteinase with thrombospondin motifs 15-like
Exons: 8
Coding region: 98-3166 (1022 amino acids)
Biological process (GO): proteolysis; extracellular matrix organization
Molecular function (GO): zinc ion binding; metalloendopeptidase activity
Source: RefSeq, a predicted model, not a curated record
AAGGCAUACCCAAUGAGCGCACUUGAGCACCUCCCCAAAAUCUUCUGAUUACAAGCGCUGGAUGUUUACAAAUGCCGCGCGCGCAUAAAGGCGACAGAUGAGCAGAGCCGGCUUUAGUAUACCGGUACAAGAAAGGCAUGGAGAAAGGCAGACCGGCGGAUUUCACACUUUGUGGAGGCGCAAAGGCAAAAUUUUAGUGCAACCACAUCCUGGAAUAUUCUUGCGUUCACAUCUCGCUGUCUUUCUUAUUUUGCGCUUUAUAAAUCAAACAGAUUUCUCGCGCACAAACAUGUUUUUGUUGCUAAGGUCAGUUCUUCUUGUUAACGUGUUCUAUGCUCAAUGGGGAAUUGUGAAUUCAAUGCAGAGUCAGUUGUGCGUGCCCGUCAGACUGGAUCAUGUCAAGAACAAUUUAGUCAGUGCUGAAGACAACACGUUGCCGCAAACAGUUGUAUUCAAAAUAAGUGCAUUUGAACAAGAUUUUGUACUCGAAUUACAGCCUGACUCCAGCUUCAUUGCUCCAGCUUUCUCGACGCACACCGACGCAACUGCUCAAAAUUCCGCGCACAGUGAAGAUCUGAGCCGGUGUUUUUACGCCGGUGAGGUGCAUUCUGAUCCCUAUUCCUAUGCAGCGCUCAGCUUGUGCAAGGGGCUGCAGGGCGCAUUCGGUUACGAUGGCUGGGAAUAUUUCAUCAAGCCGGCUUUGAACGACACCGACUGGAACGGUGUGCAUGCGCAUCUCAUCAGCCGCAGAUCUAACGCCAAUCUGAGUGGAAACUCCACGUCAAGAUGCGGCGUGGACAGUGGUGUGACCCAAACCGUUGCACAGUCUUUGGCGAAGUUUAAGCACCUAAAGGAACAACACAAGACUAACGUCACUAUGUCAGUUCUGAAAAACCGCUCGAAGAGAUUUGUCUCCAUUCCGCGUUAUGUAGAGACAUUAGUGGUGGCCGAUGAAUCCAUGGCCAAAUUCCACGGUGACGACCUCAAGCAUUACGUGCUGACCUUAAUGUCAGUGGCAGCUAAGCUUUACAAACACCCCACCAUUCUUAACUCUAUCAGCAUCGUGGUUGUCAAGUUUAUGGUGAUUAACGAGGAAGAGAAAGGACCUAAGGUUUCCGGGAACGCGGCGAUGACCCUGCGUAAUUUCUGCACCUGGCAGAAGAAGCUGAACAAAAACAGCGACAAGCAUGCGGAGUAUUGGGAUACGGCCAUCCUAUUCACAAAACAGGAUCUGUGUGGAGCCUCAACAUGUGACACACUGGGUAUGGCAGAUGUUGGCACCAUGUGUGAUCCCAAGAGAAGUUGUUCUGUGAUUGAAGAUGAUGGGUUGCCAUCUGCCUUCACUACUGCCCAUGAGCUUGGACAUGUCUUCAAUAUGCCGCACGAUAAUGUUAAGGCAUGUGAGGAAGUGUUUGGCAAGCUGCAGGACAAUCACAUGAUGUCUCCCACUCUGAUCCGGAUCAACCGCACCAGUCCCUGGUCACCAUGCAGUGCUGCCAUUAUCACUGACUACCUGGACAGUGGACACGGCGAUUGUCUGCUGGAUCAACCUCAGAAACCGUUAGCUCUUCCAGAGGUGCUCCCAGGUGCAUCGUAUGGUUUAGAGCGGCAGUGUGAGCUUGCCUUCGGUGCCGGCUCAAAGCCGUGCCCGUUCAUGCAGGCACCAUGUCAGCGCUUGUGGUGCACAGGAAAGACCCGUGGGCAACUGGUGUGCCAGACAAGACACUUUCCAUGGGCGGACGGAACCAGCUGCGGGAACGGUCAGCUCUGCAUGAGAGGCACAUGCAUGGACAAACAGGAGAUCACCAAAACUAAGGUGGAUGGCAGAUGGGGUAAAUGGGGACUGUUUGGUACCUGCUCCAGAACUUGUGGAGGUGGAGUGCAGCUUUCAAAGAGAGAGUGUGACAACCCUGUGCCAGUCAAUGGCGGCAAAUACUGCCAGGGAGUGAGGGUCAAAUACCGGUCCUGCAACCUCUCCCCAUGCCCUGACACAGGCAAGAGCUACCGUGAGGAGCAGUGUGAAGCUUACAAUGGGUUUAGCCUGAACACUAACCGGCUCACCCCCUCUGUGGUGUGGGUGCCCAAAUAUUCUGGUGUUUCGGCUAAAGAUACAUGCAAGUUGAUCUGCAGGGCAAAUGGAACAGGCUACUUCCACGUUCUUGCACCUAAGGUUGUUGAUGGUACACCAUGUUCUCCUGACUCCUCAUCAGUCUGUGUCCAAGGCAAAUGCUUCAAGGCAGGCUGUGAUGGAAAACUGGGAUCCAACAAGAAGUUUAACAAGUGUGGAGUCUGUGGAGGAGAUAAUAAGAACUGCAAGAAGGUCUCAGGCCUUUUCACUAAGCCGAUGCAUGGUUACAAUUUUGUGGUCAUGCUCCCUGUGGGAGCCUCUAACGUCGACAUCAGGCAGCGUGGCUACAAGGGCAUCGUGAGUGAUGACAACUAUCUUGCUGUCAAGAACAGCCAGGGCAAGUACCUGCUGAAUGGAAACUAUGUGGUUUCAGCCAUGGAGAAGGAUAUUCUUGUGAAAGGAAGUCUGCUCCGCUACAGUGGAACAGUUGGCUCCUCAGAAACUCUUCAGGCUGUGAAGCCUCUGGGAGAAGCCCUGGUAAUUGAAGUGCUAUCUGUAGGCCAGAUGACACCUCCACGUAUCCGCUAUUCUUUCUACUUGCCACGGGAGAGCAAAGAUGCCAAGGUGCAAAAGAAAGAAGAAAAGGCACGUGCUGAAAACAGUGUUCUUAGGGAAGAGAGCGGAAUCAGUAAAAGUGGAAAAGAGGCAGAUCUUCUUAAGGACACAAUCUCGCCAUCGUAUGUCAAAGAUAUUCCACCAAAACCAGGAAAGUGGGUGGCGGCCGGGUGGGACGUGUGCUCGGUUACUUGCGGUAAUGGGCUCCAGAGGAGGAUGGUGCAGUGUCUCGGGGGAGAUGGUGGGCCUGGAAUGGACUGUGAGCCUGUCCAAAAACCCAGUGCUAUUCAGGCGUGUGGAGACCCUUGCCCCAUGUGGGAGGUGGGCGACUGGUCCCCCUGCUCCAAGACCUGUGGGAAGGGCUUCAAACGGCGCCUGAUUCGCUGCGUUACAAAUGUAGGAAAGCUGCUUCCCAGGGAGAAGUGUGCAGAGAAAAAGAAGCCACAGGAACUGGACUUCUGUUCAUUAGCCCCUUGUAAAUAAUCCACCCCUCCAUUUAAUAUUUCUCUGCAUGGACCUUCUAUUUUGUCAAAUUGCAUAUUCAGCAGAGAAAAGUACAAAGAAAAAAGACUAUAAGUAUAUAUUUUUUCAUCUGUUUGACAAUGGGGAAAAAUGGACAGCUGUGGAAAAAAAUGACUGAUAAAAGACAGACAAUUGAGGUUGUGAGAUAAACAGGAUUGAACACAAAUGCAAAUAGUACUCUACCUCUAAUUCUAACCAAAUCCAUCACCUGUAAAUCAUCCAGAUGAGACCAAAUUCAAAAUCAUGCCUGAUGUCAUUAAAAUUUUUUGGUAUUAAUAAGUAACAGGUACAUGUACAUUUUUUGUAUGUUUGAAUACAUAC